AUGUAUAUCCCUGCACGAAUCAGUGAAGUACAGAGUAUUGAGACGAACAGGGGUCCCAACUGGAUACAUGGCGCCGGGGAAAACCCCAUCAUGAACAUCGCCGAAGCAACGGGGGCAGCCAUGUUCGACCCUGAGGAAGGGGGACACAUUGCAUUUGCCCCGGAUGGCCAGCGCGUCCCCGAACAUGUCAAUGCCCAAGUUCAGGACUUUGUGUGGACGACUAUCUCCGAGGCGUUCAAAUACAGCAACGAGCAUGGAGGAAAGAUCCCCGCCGAAAAGAGUCUGCUUGACUUCUUCCGCGAUCGAGUCCAGCAAACCGACUUUUCCGACGAAGUCAGACGCCUGUGUCUAGAUGCCUGCAAGCUCUGGGGCACCUACGUAGGCGACCAAGUCGACAGACAAAGUCUGAGAUUCUUCCGUCUGGAGGAAUGCGUCGACGGCAGCAACUUCGUCGUAGCAUCCACCUACAAACGCAUCCUGGAACAUGUCUCCAAGACAGCCCUAGCAAAAGCAGACAUUCGACUCAACGAGCCAGUCAAAACCAUCAACGCACCAAAUCGCACCCCAACAACCAAACCAACCAUAACAACCACCAAAGCAACCUACACCUUCGACGAAGUCGUAGUAACCUGCCCCCUAGGCUGGCUGAAACAAAACACAUCCGCAUUCAACCCACCACUUCCCCCCCGCCUCCAAAAAGCCAUAACCAACAUCUCCUACGGCCGUCUCGAAAAAGUCUACAUAACAUUCCCCCACGCAUUCUGGCAUCAAACAGAGCCUACCAUCUCAGCCCAGUUCCUCGAACCGCAAUACGCUCCCCACCCCAAGCACAUAGAAUGGAACCAAGAAUGUCUCUCAUUCGCAGCUCUACCAUCCCCACACGCCCACCCAACUCUCCUCUUCUACACCUAUGGUGAAAGCGGCGCCCACAUCAUCAAUUCGAUCCAGGGCCUCGAUCCGCUGUCGGCAGAGUACAAGGACGUCCUGACGCAGGCGCUUCGCCCUUUCUAUUCCCGGUUACCGGGGUAUGACGGGAGUGAGCCGACGGCGUUCCUGGCGACGCAGUGGCAGAAGGAUGAGUUUGCGGGGAAUGGGUCGUAUUGCAAUUUCCAGGCUGGGGUUGAGGAGGCGGAUGUGGAUAUUGAGGUUUUGAGGGGGGAUGGGAUGGGUCUUGAGAGGGGGUUGUGGUUUGCUGGGGAGCAUACGGCGCCGUUUGUGGCGCUUGGGACGACGACGGGGGCGUAUUGGAGUGGGGAGAGGGUUGCGAGGGGCAUUUGUGGUGGGCUGGAGGGUGAGGCGCGGGAUGAUUCUUUGCCUUCGGCUGUGCUGAGGGACUGA
Penicillium olsonii is the source of this 1338-nucleotide messenger RNA. The record is from the annotation of a GenBank genome assembly. NCBI's taxonomy places the organism in Eukaryota, Fungi, Ascomycota, Eurotiomycetes, Eurotiales, Aspergillaceae.